This is a messenger RNA of Brassica oleracea var. oleracea, 475 nucleotides long. RefSeq lists its product as uncharacterized. The record is from RefSeq and is a predicted model, not a curated record. NCBI's taxonomy places the organism in Eukaryota, Viridiplantae, Streptophyta, Magnoliopsida, Brassicales, Brassicaceae. The coding region runs from base 70 to 426 and encodes 118 amino acids. The transcript has 2 exons.
ACGUGCAUAUGUACACACACUUUUAGCUUCAGAACAGUCACUUCAAAUCCACCAAAUCUCAAAUAGCAAAUGGAGAGAACAUUUCUCGCAUUGUUAAUCCUCCUCUUCCUCUGCUUCUCCAUCUCAUCAGAUUCCACGGAGCUCAGGCCAUCAGCAAGCUUACUCGACAAAGAACGAGUCCAUGGGGAUACAGUUAAAGACAUAAAAGGAGAGGAAAAAGAAGAAAAGAGCAUAUACAUCUUCAAGGCAGGGAAAGGAGCUCAUGGUCAUGGGUUUAAAGGUGGAAGAGGUGGAGGCCGGAAAGCAUCUCCCAAACGUAACGCUGCCAUGGAUCACCGGCCACCGUUGUUCUUCUCGGCCGUAUCCAUUCUUUUCACAGGCUUUAUAAUGCUCUCAUUAGGUCCAUUCGACAUGUUGAUAAGAUGACUAUGUUGUGUGCCUAAAUGUUUCAACUUGAGAGUUAACAUGUGUGUUA